GUGUGCGCCCCUGCUGUCGGAUGUGCGCUGCUGUGUGUUUUCUCUCUCAUGGAGGAUUUUCAGGAACUAACAGGAAAGCAGGAGAAACUCUGAAACUUCGAGCGGUGCGGCUGACGCGCGCGGCCCGCGGCUUCUGAGCGGCUUUCGCAGCGGAUCCGGACCGCGUUUCGGAGGAUUUGUGUUCGGCGAUGGCCGGCGCGUGUCCCGCUCCGCCGCUCUGGUAUCACCGGGAUCUGAGUCGCGCGGCGGCGGAGGAGCUGCUGGCUCGAGCCGGGCGGGACGGGAGCUUCCUGCUGCGGGACAGCGAGAGCGUCAACGGCGCGUACGCCUUAUGCGUGCUGUUUCAGAAACAUGUUCACACAUACAGGAUCCUGCCUGAUGAGGAGAACUUCCUGGCGGUGCAGGUACAGAGUGUGUGUGUCGUGACGGCGUCGAACGGCCUGAGCACCAUCUCUCACGAGUAUCUGAAGAGCAGCUACGCUCUGGAUCUGGAGGCUGUCAAGCAGGGAGCAAACAGCCUUCCUCACCUCAACAAGACGCUGGUGGCGUCCUGCAAACGCCUGCAUGGGGAGGUGGAUAAAGUCCUGUGCGGUCUGGAGAUCCUGUCGAAGGUCUUUGAUCAGCAGAGCGCCUCUAUGGUGUCCAGAAUGAUCCAGCAGACCAUGUCUCAGGGUGGAGAUCAAGAGCUGGAGCAUCUGGUCACUAAACUGGCAAUCCUCAAAGAUCUGUUGUCAUCUAUAGAGAAGAAGGCUCUGAAGGCUCUCCAGGACAUGAGCUCAUCUACUCCGAACAUCUCACCACUGCUGUCCAUCAGACACAAAGCUAUUCCUGUGCAGACCUUCGAGGUGAAACUGGACGUGUAUCUGGCCGACCUGACGAAGAUCGGGAAGAGCCAGAAAUACUCGCUGAGUGUGGACGUGGAGGGAGGAAAACUGGUGGUGAUGAAGAAGAUGAAGGACGCGCAGGAAGACUGGAACACGUUCACACACGACAAGAUUCGGCAGCUGAUAAAGUCUCAGCGUGUUCAGAAUAAACUCGGAAUCGUCUUUGAGAAGGAAAAAGACAAAAGCCAGAGGAAAGAUUUCAUCUUUGCCAGUGCAAAAAAAAGGGAAGCAUUCUGCCAACUGCUGCAACUCAUGAAGAACAAACAUUCCAAUCAGGACGAGCCAGACAUGAUCUCCAUCUUCAUCGGAACAUGGAACAUGGGCGGUGUUCCUGCUCCGAAGUCGAUGGGAUCGUGGAUUUUAUCCCGAGGUUUGGGGAAGACUCUGGAUGAGAUGGCGGUGACGAUCCCUCAUGACAUCUAUGUGUUCGGGACGCAGGAGAACUCGGUGUGUGAUAAGGAGUGGGUGGAGACGCUCCGCUGCGCCCUCAAAGACUACACCGAGAUCGACUACAAACCCAUCGCAGUGCAGACGCUGUGGAACAUUAAGAUCGUGGUGUUAGUGAAGGCCGAACACGAGAACCGCAUCAGUCACGUGGGAAUGUCCAGUGUCAAAACGGGAAUUGUCUGUUUCCAAGGAAACAAAGGAGCAGUGGGCGUGUCCUUCAUGUUCAACGGAACGUCGUUUGGUUUCGUUAACUGUCACUUAACGUCUGGCAAUGAGAAAAUCCACAGACGGAACCAGAACUAUCUGGACAUCCUGCGUCAGCUGUCGCUGGGCGAUAAACAGCUGAACUCCUUCGACAUCUCGCUGAGAUUCACGCAUCUCUUCUGGUUCGGCGAUCUCAACUACCGGCUGGACAUGGACAUACAGGAAAUCCUCAACUACAUCAACAGGAAGGAGUUUGAGCCAUUGUUGAAGGUGGACCAGCUAAAUCUGGAGAGAGAGAAGAACAAGGUCUUCCUUCGCUUCGCGGAGGAGGAGAUCACCUAUCCGCCCACGUACCGUUAUGAGCGCGGCUCGCGAGACACGUACGUCUGGCAGAAGCAGAAGGCGACUGGGAGAAGUAAACAGGAUCCGUUCGAGGGCGACGCCACGACGUGCAAAAACAGCUUCAAUAACCCCGCCUACUACAUUCUAGAAGGCGUUCCCAACCAAUCCGCUGCUCUGGCCUCUGACAUGCUCCCUCCCUCCGCCCUCCCUCUGCUAGCCAAUAAAACAGCUCCUCCUGCAGGCGGUGUGGGGAAAAACAAGCCGCCCAGUGGAAGUUCUGCACCGGGUCGAAGGCAGACGUCUGGACGCCCGGUUCGGCCCAUCAGCGAGGAAGGGUCUUUGGAAGAUGAUGGGAACAUCGGGUCUUUAAAUCGUCCCCCGCCUGAUUUCCCUCCUCCUCCGCUGCCCAAAGGAGCUCUGGAAACGGCGGAAAACUCGUUCAGAAAACCGCAAAAACUCACCGACAUCAAGAUCCCGGCCCCGUCUGUGGUUCCGUCCAAUCCGCUGUCGUCGCCCAGCUUCGUACCGCCCUCUGGGGGAGGGGGCGGGGGCGUGGCCUUCAGUCUGGAAACUCCGCCCACGCUGAACCUGAGCUCCGCCCCUUUCCGGCGAGGAGGCGGGGCCUUGGGACUGGACGACCAGUCGUGUUCAGUGCUGCAGAUGGCCAAGACUCUGAGUGAAGUAGAGUAUCCGUCGGGGAGAGGCGUUUUGAAGAUGAGCGCUCCUCACAUCAGAGGCCUGACCUUCCCUCCGCGCUCCAUACAGGAGGAGAGCAUCGCAGAAGACCUGCCCGAGGAGGGUCUGUGGCAUGACGAGAGCAGCAGCAGCAGUCUGUCGGUGGAGUGCAGCGUCGGCGAAUGGCUCCAGAAGCUCGGUCUGCAGCAUUACGAGGAGGGACUGCUGCACAACGGCUGGGACGACCUGGAGUUCCUCUGUGACAUCACAGAGGAGGAUCUGGAGGAGGCGGGAAUUCAUGACCCCGCCCACAAGAAAAUACUGUUGGCCAGCUUAAAGCAACAGCAGCAGCAGAAAUGAGAUCCAGACCGGACUGAACGAGAGAAACUUUGCACUGGUAGAGAAAGUGGUUUUAAUUUAAUCCGAUGUAAUAAAGCUGGUCAUUUUAGUUCAUAAUAUUAUUUAAACAUGUCAAAAAGGAUGUGUCACUACAGCCCCACCCUCAACUUCCUGUCGUCUGCGUCGGGAGGAAGUGACGUCAUCGGAACAUUCCUCACCUUUGGUGACUGAAGUGUUAAUUACAAACAGUUUGUUUUUAUUGCAUGUUUUAUGACUUUAAAGGAAAGGGAAAAGCCAAAAUCAGCAGCUCACUGUGUUUGUACGUUUGCGUUUGUUUCUCUGCCUUCGUUUGUACGAAAUCAAUCAGUUUGUUGGACGCACACACACACUCUCUCUCACACACACACACACACACACACUCUCACACACACACACACAAUAUCU
Molecule: messenger RNA, 3335 nt
Organism: Sinocyclocheilus rhinocerous
Lineage: Eukaryota; Metazoa; Chordata; Actinopteri; Cypriniformes; Cyprinidae
Gene: inppl1a
Product: inositol polyphosphate phosphatase-like 1a
Exons: 19
Coding region: 189-2912 (907 amino acids)
Biological process (GO): regulation of immune response; negative regulation of insulin-like growth factor receptor signaling pathway; phosphatidylinositol dephosphorylation
Cellular component (GO): cytosol
Molecular function (GO): inositol-polyphosphate 5-phosphatase activity; protein binding
Source: RefSeq, a predicted model, not a curated record